ACAUAUUUUAAUUCCAGCAUAAACUGUUGUAGACCAAGCAUUUGAGGAAAUGAGCUGUAGUCCACAAAAUAAGUCUUUAUUUAUUAAAUUUCUCCCCCCCCCCCCCCCCCGGCCUCAGGGCGGCUAUAACUUUUUUAAUGAACAAUAAAAUAUCACACAAUUAAAACAGAUAAAUCAGAUAAAUAAUUCUGAAAUACUCAGCUUUGAUGGCGACUUAUUAAAACCCGCAUAUCCCCUACCCCGGGAGACCAAAAAGAUGUUCUUCCGGCUUUCCCCUAGGGAAAGCCUGGCGGAGUAGCUCCGUUUUACAGGCUUUGGAAAUUACUCAGAUGCCGCAGGGCCCUACUUUCAGAGGGGAGCAUAUUCCACCAGGUGGGAGUCAGGACCGAAAAGGCCCUGGAUGAUGGCUGGAAUAACAGCGUGUGAUCCUGCAAAGUGCUACAAUAGUAGUCCCGUUUGUUUUCAAAAGCUUUCAAAUCAACCCCUGCUGAACUACAUUUCCCAGAAGGCUUAGCCCUUUUAGGAUCCUUUGGACUUUAGUUAGGAGGAUCAAGCUGCAAGGGGGGGGGGGGAUUUGCUGGUGCGUUUUGAAAAGAAGACUGGGGUGCUUCUGCAGAAAGCCGAGAUGGUCCCUAGGGUUGUGGUCUUGCCUUUUGCCACGUGCCUUUACGACGACCCGGUUCAAGUUAAAGUCGAGGGUCUCUCGGCGCUGCAGGCUGUCACUCUCCGGGCAUCCUUGGAGGAUGAAACCGGGGAACUCUUCCAGUCUUUUGCUUACUACAAAGCUGACAGCAACGGGGAGCUGGACCUCACGAGCGCCGCAUCCCUGGGUGGGAGCUAUUCUGGGGUGGAGCCUAUGGGGCUGCUGUGGUCCCUGGAAACCAAGACCCCCUUUAAGCGGCUGGCCAAGAGGAACGUUCUCACCCCUUUCCAGGUCGCCUACGAAGUGUACGAGGGCCACGGACGAGUCACCGGCCAACUACUGGGCCGGUGCGUCAGCGAGAGGUGGUUCCUGGCCGAAGGAGUGAGAAGGAUCCCUGUGCGAGAGGGCCGCCUCAAAGCCACGCUCUUUCUGCCCCCAGGCCUUGGACCGUUCCCAGGACUCAUUGACUUGUAUGGAAGUGGAGGGGGUCUUGUGGAAUACAGAGCGAGCCUUCUGGCAAGUAGAGGUUUUGCUACACUGGCCCUUGCAUACUUGGGUUUUGAGGAACUUCCUGCUUUACCAGAAUUCCUUGAUCUGGAUUAUUUUGGUGAAGCGGUAGAGUUUUUGCAGAAGCAACAGCAGGUUGCAGCUUCGGCAAUUGGAAUCCUGGGAAUCUCUAAAGGAGCAAAUAUGGCCCUGGCUCUUGCGGCAUUGUGGCCAGGCAUCAAAGCAGCUGUCAGCAUUUCUGGCACUGGCUUCAAUAGUUUUACCCCCCUGCGAGCGAAGGGGAUUACAAUCCCUGCCUUUCCCUAUAACUUGGAGAAGAUGAAGGUUGCUGAUGGUGCUGUUGAUUUCUAUGAAAUCAUGGGCGAUCCGAGAGACCCAGCUGCCUUGGAAAGUCGCAUCCCUGUGGAGAAAUCUUCAACCAAAUUUCUAUUCCUAUCAGGGCAGGAUGACAGGAAUUGGAAAAGUGAAUGCUACUGCCAGGAAACUGUUCAACACCUUCAGCAAAAUGGACGUCAUGUCGAGUUCUACUGCUAUCCUGGGGCAGGGCAUCUCUUGGAACCACCCUAUCUGCCUUUGUGUUGCGCGUCUUUUCACAAGCCACUGGGACUUGUUAUGCUCUGGGGAGGAAAGCAGAGGGAACAUGCGAAAGCACAGGAGGAUGCCUGGCAAAGGAUACAGAACUUUUUCAGACAACAUUUGCAGGAGUCUAGCAUCAAGAGUUAUUUAUAGUUGUGGGCUAUUGAGUGCUCGUGAAGUGCCAGUUAUGAAUGUGAGAACAGAGCAUAUCUCACUUGGGUUCUCUCUAAAUCUAAUACUGGGUUCUAGUACACAAAUAUUUGUUUUCUAAUUACUGUUCCUUUCAAGAAUGCACGCUUAUAUACGCUAAUGUUGGGAAUAAUCUGUUUAUAUAAUACAUGUUUAUCCCACCUUCCCUCUGGGGCUCAGAGUGGUGCACAUGGUUCUUUAUUACCCAUUUUAUCUUAACAAUAAAAUAGUCCCUCAUUUAGCAUCGCUCCUUGAUCCAGACCUCUCCCAUGGUUGCUUUGAAUUUCAAAAAGAAACGUAUACAGGAGAUGCAGUCACUGAUCUUCUAGUGACUCAUUUAGUUUGCCCCACAGUUUAUGUUUGCACUUGGCAUGCCUCUCUUGUGUGAAGGUAGCUGUGCAAAAAGACCAGCUCAGCCAGUGUGAGUGGGAAGAUGACUACUGUUCCCUUCAAAAACUGCCACACAUGUGUAGAGAUGACCCAUCCCUUUCAACUCUAGUACUAAACUGAAGUUGAAUAAUAUGAAUGUUUAAUUUGAAAUAUUUUUUUAAAAAAGGGGAGGAGGAGGAAAAAUGGGAUGAUCCAGGAAAUUCUGAAGUUGGCCACUAAAAGGUUUACUGUGGUGAAAUUUGUCUAUUUUAAAAAAUCAUAAUUUUGUUAUAGUUACUUUUCAAUAUCACAGCGCAUUCGAUGUGAAGCUUUGUUGGGAUGAGUGCUAAAUGUAAUAAACUUGUAUAAAGAAGAAUUAAGACAAAAA
Molecule: messenger RNA, 2672 nt
Organism: Sphaerodactylus townsendi
Lineage: Eukaryota; Metazoa; Chordata; Lepidosauria; Squamata; Sphaerodactylidae
Product: acyl-coenzyme A thioesterase 3-like
Exons: 3
Coding region: 626-1879 (417 amino acids)
Biological process (GO): fatty acid metabolic process; acyl-CoA metabolic process
Molecular function (GO): protein binding; fatty acyl-CoA hydrolase activity
Source: RefSeq, a predicted model, not a curated record